Messenger RNA from Annulohypoxylon maeteangense, 617 nucleotides. Its product is annotated as LSM domain-containing protein. The record is from RefSeq and is a predicted model, not a curated record. Gene Ontology annotation, biological process: mRNA splicing, via spliceosome; spliceosomal snRNP assembly. Gene Ontology annotation, molecular function: RNA binding. Gene Ontology annotation, cellular component: spliceosomal tri-snRNP complex; U4 snRNP; U2-type prespliceosome. Lineage: Eukaryota; Fungi; Ascomycota; Sordariomycetes; Xylariales; Hypoxylaceae. Bases 62 to 307 code for a protein of 81 amino acids. The transcript is spliced from 4 exons.
CAAUGAUCGCGUUCAAUUCAAUCUUGAGCUCCUACCAUAAUUCAACUCGAUUCUCGUUAAGAUGGCGCCCGCACAGCCAGAGCUAAAGAAGUAUCUCGACAAGCGACUAUUCGUCCAACUGAACGGUAGCCGCAAGGUUCUAGGCCUUCUCCGAGGCUACGAUGUCUUUCUAAACAUUGUGUUGGACGAUGCCGUAGAGGAGAAGGAUGGAGGCGAGAAAGUCAAGCUAGGAAUGGUUGUUAUUCGAGGUAAUUCUGUCGUCAUGCUGGAAGCAUUGGAGAGAAUUGGCGGAGAUCGCGACAAAUGAAGACAAUACGACACGAAAUAUACAACCUUGGGAACGUCCCAGCAAGGCCUUUAGUUAAUACCCACGCGAGAACCAAGCAGAAGACCAGAUUUUGUUCGCUAGUUCAGAGACCAAAACUAGCUAAUGGCGUUUUUAUGGAUGGCAAAAGUCUAGGAGAAGAGGGAUCCGUAUGUUUGGACGAUUCCCCAACUACGUUUACCAAAGGAACCAGAUACUCCUAGAGAGAUCCAUUUCUAUAGCCUAUAUGAAAUAGGCUCGGAGUCUCAGAGUCUGCCACCAAUAUAGUUCAUAUUGGAUUGCAUCCUUGACA